Saccharomycopsis crataegensis is the source of this 1272-nucleotide messenger RNA. RefSeq lists its product as uncharacterized. Bases 1 to 1272 code for a protein of 423 amino acids. The transcript has a single exon. The record is from RefSeq and is a predicted model, not a curated record. NCBI's taxonomy places the organism in Eukaryota, Fungi, Ascomycota, Saccharomycetes, Ascoideales, Saccharomycopsidaceae.
AUGAAAAUUACAGAGGAUUUACUGAAAUUCUUGUUUGUUUCUGUGUCAUCAAAUACAGAAUCGCUGAAACACAGGCAAAACAGAGACAGCAAAAACAACAAAAAAGAAAAAAAAAAAGAAACCCCAUUCCCAACUGCUCAAACGAUGAGGAUAUAUUCUCUUGACAGUGCUUACUUCAUUAUUUUUUUGAUCACUUCCUCUUUUGGAGGAGGUGUAGAAGCUCACCCAUUUCAAUGGGGAAAAGUAAUAUCGUCAUAUACAGCGGAGGAAAAUUCAAAAGCUUCUGAGUUACAGAGACGUGGAUUGUUGGAGAUAUUCAAAAUAAAGAAGUCAGCUGAGGCAACAGCCGAGGCGAAUGGACAUUCGGUAACUAUUUCCAAAACAGCCCCAACUCCAAAUUCCCUUGAAGCAUUCAACGAUUUCAAUAGCCACUAUUACAAAAUCUCUCCAGAACCAGUUGAGCUGUAUGAAAUAGGAAAUGAUAUCGCAGACGAUCUAGAGCCCCCUCAAAAGAAUACCUCUGAUAAUGAGAGUGACUUUGGCCAUGCUGUCAAAGACAAUGAAAGCUCAAAUCUGGUUCAUGACAACAAAAGUUUUGAACAGUCUGUUGAUAAAGCAAACGAGGACAAGACCAUCUACAACCACAUUACGGAUCUAUUUGAUAAAGAAGGCCAAGGCCCAGUAGAAGCGAGUAAACAACCUCCGAAUGAAUCAGAAGAAACUUACAGAAAGGGAUAUCUUGAUGCAUUACGUGAUUAUGGGAUCGAGGAAUCGAUAGAGUUUCGGAAGAGUAAAACAAAAAAUUUAGAUUUGACGAUGCAACAUCCAAAAGACCCGCAGGUUAAAAUAAACUAUAAUAAACCAAAAAUCCCACCAGCGUUGAUAACUAAUGAUAAUAAGUUUCAAAACGAAGAAUCUAAUGAAGUCAUUGUUGAUGAAGCAUCAAGCCUUAAUAAAAAGGUUCACCUCGAUGACCCAAAGGAGGAUUUAGCAUAUGAGCAAUCAAAACAGUCUACAUCAACCUCUUUGAAUGAUGAAGAAUCGAAUGAACACAAUGUGCAGGAUAAUCCUGAUCAAUCACCAGAUGAUGAAGUGAUUGAUAUAUACUCCAUCGGACUCGGGGCAUCUAAUAAUGAUAAAACAAAAAUCGAAAGUGUGAAACUGACGGUUUCUAAUGAUGAUAACAUAUCGGCAAAUGGAACAAAGAUUUCAAGAAAGUUCAGAAAAGACUACUUUAUCUAUGCAGUGAUUGCCAUUUUGUUUUCCAUUUAG